AUGGCACCGUUUCAAAGCUUCAUCUUUGCGCGCCGUACCAAUUUUCAAAGCAGGAAAUCGAACUCCGAGGAGCGGUAUCGAUUUGCGGAAGAGAGACUUGUCCAAUGGAGAGGAUUCUCGACGGCGCUAAUCAGACCCCGUGGCUUCGCUGUGGGCCCUACUACGCAACAACCCCGAACUUGCCGCCUGUGCAACAGACAACACAACAUUCCGAUGACCAUGUAUCCGGCAGAUGUUCUCAGGCAUGUGGUAGAUGUACAUUGCCAUCCCACCGAAUCCUACGUGCCGCCGGAAUCAAUGGACCGUCUUGGCAUCCGUGUCUGCGCGAUGAGCACUCACAGAGAUGAUCAAAGCCGUGUCUGCAAUCUUGCGCUCAAGUACCCCGAGAAAGUGAUUCCGUGUUUUGGCCAUCAUCCAUGGUUCUGUCAUCACAUCUCGUUGCGGGCUGCCCCAAAAAGGGAGCACUAUCGGUCUCUGUUCCUCAGAGAAGAUCAGCCGGCGGCAGAUAGCUUAGCCGCCUUUGAAGAGUUGCUCCCUCUCUUGCCAGAGCCUCUUCCCCUGGAAGAUGUUCUAUCAGGGCUGAGAUCUAAUUUCAUGCGAUUUGAAUCGACUGCGGCACUUCUCGGCGAAGUCGGCUUGGACAGAAUAUAUCGCGUGGCUUAUGAUUACUAUGCAUCUCCGCGACGUCUUUCCCCAUUCACGAUCCCUCUUGACCAUCAGCUUGCGAUUCUCGAGGCACAGAUUGACCUGGCGGUAGAACUCGGGCGCAGCGUCAGCUUGCAUAGUGUCAAAUGCCCUCAACCCACUGUCACACUCCUCGAUAAUCUAAAGCUCAAGCACGGGCGAAAUUGGUCGAACAUCCGAAUUGACAUUCACAGUUGCUCGGUCGAUCCACAGGUCAUCUCGAUACUGCAGAAAAAGCACCCGAACGUCUUCAUGUCUGUCUCCACGACCAUCAAUGGCCGCUCUAAGAACUUGAAAGCUCUCAUCGCCGCCUGCGAUCCCCGCCGACUUCUAAUCGAGUCCGACUAUCCCGUGAUCGAUGGAAACUUGGCGCGCUGCGUCGAGAUACUUGACUUGGUCGCGGAGACCAAAGGGUGGACCAAGGAGACAGAGUGGUUGGAUGAAGUUGAGGAGUCACACUGGGGUGUCGUGCGCCGACUGGAGGCUAAUUGGAACGUUUUCAAAGGCGAACGGGGUAUGUAG
Mycena citricolor is the source of this 1206-nucleotide messenger RNA. NCBI's taxonomy places the organism in Eukaryota, Fungi, Basidiomycota, Agaricomycetes, Agaricales, Mycenaceae. The record is from the annotation of a GenBank genome assembly.